Cucumis sativus (cucumber) is the source of this 2162-nucleotide messenger RNA. RefSeq lists its product as uncharacterized. The record is from RefSeq and is a predicted model, not a curated record. NCBI's taxonomy places the organism in Eukaryota, Viridiplantae, Streptophyta, Magnoliopsida, Cucurbitales, Cucurbitaceae. Gene Ontology annotation, molecular function: nucleic acid binding; zinc ion binding. The transcript has a single exon. Bases 1 to 1974 code for a protein of 657 amino acids.
AUGGCAAACCUAUUGGCAAAUGGGAUUGUUGAAGGUCAAUCUACUUCUAGACCUCCUUAUUUUGAUGGUUCAAAUUAUGCAUAUUGGAAAGCUAGAAUGAAAAUUUAUUUGCAAUCUAUUGACUAUAAUUUGUGGUUAAUUGUUGCUAAAGGUCCUUAUGUACCCAUGAAAAAUGUUGAUAAUGUUGAUACGCCUAAAUUAGAAGAAGAGUAUGAUGAAAAUGAAAUGAAAAAGUGUUCAUUUAAUGCUAAGGCUAUUAAUUGUUUGUAUUGUGCCUUGAGUAAAGAUGAAUUUAAUAGAAUAUCCAUGUGUUCUUCCGCUCAAGAAAUUUGGAAUACUCUUGAAAUUACUCAUGAAGGAACAAAUCAAGUUAAAGAGUCUAAAAUUAGCAUGUUUGUUCAUAAUUAUGAAUUGUUUAAGAUGGAUGCUAAUGAGACUAUCACCGAUAUGUUUACUAGAUUUACUAACAUCAUAAAUGCUUUGAAGGGUCUUGGUAAAGUUUAUACAACUUCCGAAAAUGUUAGAAAAAUUCUAAGGUCUCUACCUAAGACUUGGGAAGCUAAGGUAACGGCGAUUCAAGAAGCAAAGGAUCUCACCAAACUUCCACUAGAGGAGCUUAUUGGCUCACUCAUGACUCAUGAGAUCAUCAUGAAGGAGCACUUGGAGGAUGAGUCCAAAAAGAAGAAGAGCAUUGCAUUAAAGACUAUCUCCUUGGAAGUUGAUCCCGAAGAUGAGGAUGGCCUUGAUGAAGAUGACAUUGCUUAUUUCUCACGUAAGUACAAAAAUUUCAUAAAAAGAAAGAAAUAUUUCAAGAAACACCUAUCAACCCAAAAAGAGUCAAAAGGUGAGAAAAGCAAAAAGGAUGAGGUGAUUUGUUAUGAAUGCAAAAGAUCGGGUCAUAUAAGAACGGAUUGUCCUCUCCUCAAAUCAUCUAAGAAAUCCAAGAAGAAGGCAAUGAAGGCUACAUGGGAUGAUAGUAGUGAAAGUGAAAGUGAAGUUGAAGAAAUGGCAAAUCUUGGUCUCAUGGCUCAUAGUGACAAAGAUGAUGAACAUGAUGAUAAGGUAACUCUAGAACCUCUUUCUAUUGAUGAAUUAUUUGAAAAUUUUGAAAGCAUGCAAAAUGACCUAGAAAAACUUAGUUCUAAGUAUGUUGUGCUUAAGAAGAAAUACAAUGUUUUAAUUAGUGAAAAUAAGUCUUUACUUGAUACAAUUGCUUGCUUUAAAGAGAAUGAAAAUUUUGAGCAAAUUGAAGAAUUGAAUGUCUCUAGUGAUAAGCAUGUUUGUAUUGAGAAAGAUGCUUUGCUUGAUAAAGUUAGAUUUCUUGAGCAUGAUAGUUGUGAAAAAGAUAACUUGAUUAAAGUGCUUAAAGAAAAUGAACUAAGUGUUUUACAAGAACUUGAUAAAGCUAAAGAAACUAUUAAAAAGUUGACAAUAGGUGCUCAAAGAUUGGACAAAAUUAUUGAAGUAGGAAAAUCUUAUGGUGAUAAGAGAGGUUUAGGCUAUAUUGAUGAAUCAUCUACUCCUUCAAGUUCUAAAACUACAUUCGUUAAAGCAUCACCUAUUGUGCCUAAGUUUAACAUGUCUAAUCAUGUGUCUAAUCAUGUUAAAUCUAGUUUUGUACCCAUAUGUCAUAAUUGUGGUGUUGAAGGUCACAUUAGACCUAAAUGCUUUAAAUUGAAGUAUGCUCAAAAUACUUAUUCAAGAAGAAAUUUUUCGCAAAGAGCAAAGUUUUACAUUGCUCCAAGGAAGAAUUUCUCCAAUAAAAGUAGAGUACAUAAAUUUGUUAUGAAAAAUAAAUCUUUGCAUAAUGUUGUUUGUUUUUCUUGUGGCAAGUAUGGACAUAAAGCUUAUUCUUGUUACCUAUCUAGAUCUAGUGCUUGUAAUGUCUAUGAAAAAAUGAAAUGGAUCCCUAAAUAUGUAAAUGCUAACAUUCUAGGACCCAAACAAGUAUGGGUACCAAAGGAUCAAACUUGAAAUUAGUUGUUUUUAGGUUUGUUUGAAAGCCUCCAAGAAAAACAAAUGGUACUUGGAUAGUGGUUGCUCAAGACACAUGACGGGAGACCGAUCCAAGCUUAUCUCUUUCUCCAAAAAGAAUGGAGGCAUGGUAACCUUUGGUGACAACAAGAAAGGUAAAAUAAUUGGUAAGGGUAAUAUAGGAAAUG